Stylophora pistillata is the source of this 759-nucleotide messenger RNA. RefSeq lists its product as uncharacterized. The record is from RefSeq and is a predicted model, not a curated record. NCBI's taxonomy places the organism in Eukaryota, Metazoa, Cnidaria, Anthozoa, Scleractinia, Pocilloporidae.
UAUAAACGCCCUAUUUCUCGGCGUGUUUAUUGAGGGCGCUGGUUUUGUCAAAGGAAGCUGCAUCGUUCGUGAAGCCAUUGAGAUACGCAGAAUGAAGGGUCUUGUGCUGAGCAUCUUUGUCUUCUGUGCAGUUCUUGCAACUGCUCACAGCCUCAAGUGCUAUGUCUGUUUAGGAACCGAAGAUGACUGCAGUAAGAAGAAACUGGAAGCAAACAAGGACAGCAAAUCGAAAGACUGUCCACCCGGAAUGAAUGAAUGCAUGAGGGUCUGGGCAAAAAAAGACGGCAACACUGCAGUGGCUAACUCUUGUUCUAAUAGUCUCGGUUGUGAUGCUGCCAAAAAAGUAUGUGACGACCUUAAAGACGGAGAAUGCGUAGUGGGCUGCUGUGACAGCGACUACUGUAACGCGGGCUCUUCAGUUUCUGUUAGUGUGAUCCUGAUGACCGUAAGCUCUGCCUUAGGUCUGGCACUACUGAAGUAGGCUGGCAACGAGAAACGAACCCUGGCACGUUGAUAUUUGUAGUUUUUUUUAUUUCAUAGUGAGGUUUCCACUCUUUUGACUGUGUGUAAAAGCCGUACAGGUUUUAAAACAAAAGGUAAAAAAGGAAAUUUGUUGUUGCUUUUUUUAUCGAUUUUUUUUUAAUGUUAUCUCAACGAAUCAAGUUGUUAGCUACUUUAUAAUGAGGAGCGCUUGAGUAAGUAACACUGAUGUAUUUUCAACGGUCUUUUUUUAAUAAUAAAAGGGUUCAAUUAAAUCUG